GAGCCUGCAAAGGCUGAGUUGGGAACUGAGCCUGGAGAGGCUGAGCCUGGAGAGGCUGACAGCCAGCAAGUGGCUGAUCAGGAGCCUGCAAAGGCUGCACCUGCAAGUGGCUCCAAGCCUGAAAAGGCUUUGCCAGCAAUGACCACAGAGAAAGCCAAAGCUAAGGCAAAGGCCUUGCCAGCUCCUAGCAAAGCACAAUGGAAUGAUGUGCAUUACACAAUGAAGAAGCUUGAGAAAGCUGGCAAGAUGGAUUUGCCUGAGAAAUGGAAGAAAGCUUGCUUGGGAGGUCACCAAUGCAAGCGUGAGUUUUACUACCACACAUUUCACCUAGAUCCAGAGGCCAGCAAAAAAGAAGUUCAUAAGAUUAGCCUGGAAAGGCUUUCGGUGGAAUCAACCAAGUUGAGAGGUUGGUUCACCAAAUGGCAGCUUGGGGAAAUGCAAGGUGCAGUCGCCACCCACCCCAUGUUUGAACAGCUCUGCAUAGAAGCCUGCAAAGGCUUACCUGAAAGAGAUCAUGAGAAUGAAGCCUGGGCAAGGCUGGGUGUGAAACAAUACUAUUUCGAACAUUUUGAAGCUGAGAAGGAAAGGCAUGUGAAUGAAAGUACAACUGCGGCCAAGCAAACAGUGGAAGUCUCUGACAGGCAAGAUUUCCAAAAGGCAGAGAAGGCCCUCAUGGCUGAGCCAGAAAAUGGCCAAGUGGUUUUGGGAAAGAAAAGCCACAAGGCUGAGGCAGCCGCCAGUGCAGGGGAAGAAAAGCCUGAGGAGGCUUACAAAAAAGCAUACCAAAGCCUGAAUAAGGCUGCGAAGGCUUUCUCAAGUGCAGUUGACAAGCUGCAGUUGCUGAAGACAAGCUUGGCAAAAAGCAGAAGGAGCAGCCCAAUGCACAAUUGGCUGCCAGUGUAG
Messenger RNA from Cladocopium goreaui, 903 nucleotides. Lineage: Eukaryota; Dinophyceae; Suessiales; Symbiodiniaceae. The record is from the annotation of a GenBank genome assembly.